AUGCAAAAACACAAUGGGUACAAGGCAAGGGGAAGACCAACAAGAAGGUGGAGUCAAGACAACAUAGAUAACAUUAAACACCACGGAAUCAGCCUUAGAUACACAACGGAUACAGGGCAAGAGAAAGACCAAGACGAAGGUGGAGUCAAGACAACAUUAAACACCAUGGAAUCAGCCGUAGAGAAGCUCUGGAUAGAGUACAUUAAAAGUCCCUACAUUGUCCCUCUACAUCUGCCGGUAGACAGAGGAAGUAAUUACAAUGAAUUAACUUAUCACAACCACACCCAAGUUUUCAGCACAAUUGAACACCAGCAAGCUACUGAAACUACUGAUCAACAGACAAUCAACUACAUCAUCGAAGGUCCAGAUAUUGAGUCCUGCAAUUGCACGAAAAGAGUACGAAUAGGAAGAUGGAUUGCUCAAAACCAAAAACUUCAACCUGCAAAACCAAAUGAUUUCUUUCGUUUGUCUGGAGAUCUACAUAUAAUUAAUCGAACAUUACGUGUAGCCACAAUGGAUAACUUCCCAUUCUUCGUCCAGGAGAUUAUUUCAGACAGAAAAGUGAUCGGGAAGGAUGGUAUCGAUCUUAAGAUUAUAGAAAUUUUGGCUGAAAAAUUUAAUUUCAAGUUCCAGAUUUUGACACCCAGUGAUCGUGUAUGGGGAGUAAAACUGCCUGAUGGAGAGUGGAGCGGCUUGUUCAGAAUGAUUUUAAAACAAGAGGCAGACUUCGCUAUCACAAACAUUGGAAUGAUAAACGAACGUCAAGAAGCGAUAGAUUACACAUAUCCUUACAUGACUGACAGCUUAAACUUUUUAGUUCGAGGACCACGUGAAAAAUCCCGAGCAUUGGCUGUCAUCAGACCUUUCACCUUAGAGGUGUGGAUUGGACUCCUGGUGGUGGUUUUGCUAACUUCUUUGUUCACUACUUUUGUGGCGAAAACGACUUGUAACCCUAAUGCCCAGAAAUGGAGCUUUCGCCAAGCUCUUUGGUAUUAUUUUGGUGCUUUGACUUCACAAGGUGGUGCGCAAAAUCUACCUUCUACUAACUCUUUACGAUUAAUCGUUACAUUUUACUGGUUUUUUGCUAUGAUCACCGUGGCUGGAUUUAGUGGAAGUCUGACCUCUUACAUGAACAUUCCUGAGAAAGAGUCACCAAUAGACACCAUAUCAGAACUUGUGAAACGAAUGGAAAAUGGUCAAAUCAAAGUCGGGACGCUCCAUGGGGCCUUGCCUUAUGCAAACUUUAUGAGCGCCACAGAAGGGGACAUGUAUAGAAUUGGAAAAGAGAUCAAAAGAGACCAAGAAGGGACAUUAGUCAAGGAUAUCAAAACUGGAGCGUUUCGUACAAUGCAAGAGUCGUAUGCUCUUGUCUUCCCUCGAUCCUUUGUAGAAGGCACACUGGUGAGCAUGGGCAUCAAAGACUACCACUUUGGGAGAGAACAGUUUUACAUAAAUUUCUUCUCUAUUGCUGUUCCUAAGGGCUCUCCAAUGAAAGACGCUUUUAGUAAAGUGUUAAAACGACUAAACGAAAUGGGGCUAAUCAGCAAAUGGUACAAGGAUGUUUUAAGUCGGAGAGAACGACAAAAGAUAUUUUCAAAGAUGACCAGCCAUGAUAAUACUACCACUCCUAUACCUCCACUAAACAAAGAGGAGCAAAAGGGACCACGUCCUUUACAGCUUGAAGAUCUUCAGGGUGCUUAUAUUGUUUUCUUUGUUGGACUAAUUUCAGCUCUGUUGGUGUUUUUGCUAGAGUUAAGAUUG
Molecule: messenger RNA, 1761 nt
Organism: Limulus polyphemus (Atlantic horseshoe crab)
Lineage: Eukaryota; Metazoa; Arthropoda; Merostomata; Xiphosura; Limulidae
Product: probable glutamate receptor
Exons: 9
Cellular component (GO): membrane
Molecular function (GO): glutamate-gated receptor activity
Source: RefSeq, a predicted model, not a curated record